CGCGACAAAUCCGCGGUCACACUGGUCGCGACGACGCCGCUUAAAACUUUGAUGUAGCAUUGUUGUUAAUUAAUUAAUUAAUAAAUUAAUGGUAUAGUGUUUACAUUUAUGUGUUGUGCGUGUCCUAGACUAAUGCUCUUGAGCUUGCAACUGUUUUGUUGACAACGUAGUCUGAUCGAGGGACAAAAAUAAUAGUAAUGCGAAAGACCCGCUCGCAGACUCGCACGCAGGCGGAAAAUGCCGCAACAUCCCCAGCGACCGGACACCAAUCCUCGUCGACUGCACCAACAACAAUAAACGCCUUUGAUGCGGGCAAAUACAAGGAAUGUGAGCAAAUGGUGCAGAUGCUCCGAGUCGUAGAGCUGCAAAAAGUCUUGUCGUUCCUUAACAUUUCCUUCGCUGGACGAAAAUCCGAUCUGCAAAGCAGAAUUUUGUCAUUUCUGCGCACCAAUUUGGAGCUGUUGGCCCCAAAGAUUCAAGAAGUUUACGCUCAAUCCGUGCAAGAGCAAAACGCCACGCUGCAAUACAUAGAUCCAACGAGAAUGUACUCGCACAUGCAGAUGCCCCCUUCGGUGCAGCCGAAUUCUGUGGGUCUGGUGGGUGGCGGAUCAGGGCAGGUGCCGGGUGCACAGAUGGCCGCACAGAUGGCCUCACAGAUGCCAACCAAUGUAUUGCCCUUUCUGCAUACGCACGGCAACCAGCUACCCAUACACCCGGAUGUGAGACUGAAAAAGCUUGCCUUCUACGAUGUGCUCGGCACACUGAUCAAGCCAUCGACGCUGGUGCCCCGAAGCACACAGCGCGUCCAAGAGGUGCCUUUCUACUUCACAUUAACGCCCCAGCAGGCCACCGAAAUCGCCUCGAAUCGCGACAUUCGCAACAGUUCGAAGGUGGAGCAUGCCAUUCAAGUUCAGCUGCGCUUCUGCCUGGUGGAGACUUCAUGCGACCAAGAGGACUGCUUCCCCCCCAAUGUGAAUGUCAAAGUGAACAACAAAUUGUGUCAGCUGCCUAAUGUCAUUCCAACAAAUCGACCAAAUGUGGAGCCGAAACGUCCGCCACGACCCGUGAACGUUACCUCCAAUGUCAAGCUAUCGCCAACCGUUACCAACACCAUAAUGGUUCAGUGGUGUCCCGACUACACGCGCAGCUACUGCCUGGCGGUUUAUCUGGUGAAGAAACUCACAUCCGCACAGCUGCUGGUGCGGAUGAAGAGUAAGGGAGUGAAGCCGGCAGAUUACACUCGAGGCCUAAUUAAGGAAAAGUUAACAGAAGAUGCCGACUGUGAAAUAGCCACCACAAUGCUGAAGGUAUCGCUCAACUGCCCGCUGGGAAAGAUGAAGAUGCUGUUGCCGUGCCGAGCUUCGACGUGUUCGCACUUGCAGUGCUUCGACGCCAAUCUCUACCUGCAAAUGAACGAGCGCAAGCCCACCUGGAACUGCCCGGUGUGCGAUAAGCCGGCCAUAUAUGAUAACUUGGUUAUCGAUGGUUAUUUCCAGGAGGUGCUGGACUCAACGCUGCUAAAGAGCGACGACACCGAAAUACAACUGCAUCAAGAUGGCUCCUGGAGUACCCCGGGCCUACGUAGCGAAGCUCAAAUCUUGGAUACACCCUCCAAACCCGUUCAAAAGGUUGAGGUGAUAUCUGAUGAUAUAGAGCUGAUCGCGGACGAUACCAAGCCAGUGAAGAGUGAUUUGUCCCCGGCGCCGGAUGACCAGCCAACGUCAACGUCGAACAGUGAAACUGUUGAUCUGACGUUAAGCGAUUCCGACGACGACAUGCCUCUGGCCAAGCGUCGUCCACCUGCAAAGCAAGCCGCCGCUAGUUCCACUGCCAAUGGUAAUGGUGGUGGCGGCCAACGUGCCUAUACCCCGGCACAGCAGGCCCAACAAUCUGAAUCCCCAGACCAGCAGCAAAUAAUGGCACAUCAGUCGUCUGAGUCGCAGCAAAUGUUAGAUCUAGAACAGCAACUGCAGCUGCAACUGCACCAUCAACAGCAGCAACAUCAGCAGCACGAGCAGCCAGCAUCAGCAGUGCAUGCCACUCUACUGGAAUCCCUGGCUGCUGCGGUGGCGGAUCAAAAGCACUUUCAACUGUUGGAUCUGGCUGCAGUUGCGGCUGCUGCUGCUGCCACAGCGUCAGCGUCGUCCGGGCAAAGCCAAAAUGGUGGUCCAUAGAAACACAGCAUACAUACACACACACACGUACUCAUUCAUUUUGACACGCCCUCACACACACACAUACGAAUUUUGAUUUUCGACUAUUAUUUGCAGUUAUUACAGUUGGUUCGAUUUGCUCUUUUCUUUUUCCUUUGACUUCCUCCACUCUCACUAUUCUUUAUCUCAUUUGGCGACAACUUAAAGUAUUUUUUGUUUACCUCAGAGGCUAUUUUUCGACAAAUCGUUGACACCGAAUUCAUGGCAUAUCGAUUGAGAUUUAAUUUUUGCGUGUGUUGCGUGAGUUGUAUAAAACAAUCCUGUUCAUGUACCGUUUUUCGUUGUUUCUGCGUCAGGUGUGGUUGUGGUUGUCUCGUCUGCACUUUUUAAUCAUCCCAUCCCCCGGGGUUCUCAACUGCAUCCCUCUAGAAAUUAUAGUAAAAUAGGCAUCGUAAUUUAUUUAUUUUUCCCUUUUUAAUCGACCGACCGAUCGCUAAAUGUAAUAGCCCUACGCACCACUACCAUUAAUAAAUACAUAAAUCAAAUGUUAAUAUUUAAGUCCUACCAAUGCAAUGUGGACGAAUGUAUGUAUUCCUAUGCACUAACAGAAAUUUAAGUUAGUUAAGUUUAUUAUUUUAGCUAUAAUAUGAACAGUGUCGAGUCGACGAAUGCGCCCCCUAAGUGCGUUGGGUUUGGUUCGGUUCUUUUAAUAUGUUUGCAAAUUAGUGCAGCAGCAGAGCGAAGUUGAAUUAAAUUAUUUUAUAUAUUUACGUACAUUAGCAGCAGCAGCAUCUGAUUAUAUUCUGUUUGUCGCAGAGGACCAUCCCAUCCAUAUCUACUAAACAAAACAGUUCGGUCUAAGUAGGAAUUCAAAUUAACAAUAACAAUAAAUAAGUGUAUCACAAAUCACUGGCCUAACCCUAUUAA
Messenger RNA from Drosophila pseudoobscura, 3080 nucleotides. It is a transcript of the gene Su(var)2-10, whose product is annotated as E3 SUMO-protein ligase Su(var)2-10. Gene Ontology annotation, biological process: protein sumoylation; regulation of transcription by RNA polymerase II. The record is from RefSeq and is a predicted model, not a curated record. The coding region runs from base 198 to 2174 and encodes 658 amino acids. Gene Ontology annotation, cellular component: chromatin. Lineage: Eukaryota; Metazoa; Arthropoda; Insecta; Diptera; Drosophilidae. Gene Ontology annotation, molecular function: transcription coregulator activity; zinc ion binding; SUMO ligase activity. The transcript is spliced from 8 exons.